Molecule: messenger RNA, 4086 nt
Organism: Plasmodium knowlesi strain H
Lineage: Eukaryota; Apicomplexa; Aconoidasida; Haemosporida; Plasmodiidae
Product: vacuolar protein sorting-associated protein 3, putative
Exons: 3
Coding region: 1-4086 (1361 amino acids)
Biological process (GO): autophagy; endosomal vesicle fusion; vesicle-mediated transport
Cellular component (GO): cytoplasm; membrane
Molecular function (GO): protein binding
Source: RefSeq, a predicted model, not a curated record
AUGGAGCUCUUCCGGGAGGAGCGGGUGGCGGUGGAGCUGAACGCAGACAUAAGUUACGCAUGUACCCUGAAUGGAAAAUUGUACUUUGGGACUACCGAUGGCAGAGUAUUAAAAUGGCGUAUCGAGAAGAACCCAAAAUGGGAACCAGGUGAAGGAGGGAAUAUUCCUAACAUGCAGGUCCAGUUGGAGGAAAACUAUUGUGUGAAGAAGAAUCAGAAGGUAGAGAAGAUUAUCCUGGUAGAAAAAGAAUCCAUAAUGAUAAUCCAAAUAAAUGAUGGAAUUUAUUAUGCCAAGGAUUUUCAAGUGGAAAGUCUAACUCUUCUUUGUAAGGACGCGAACAUAUGCACAGUGAAUGAGAAGAAUAAAAGUGAUUUAUUGGUGUAUAGCAUGAAAAAAAAAAAAAUAAUUUUUUUCCAUUUGGAUAAUGGAAAAUAUAAAUCUGUCAAAGAACAAUCGUUCAAUGAAUUCAUAACAUCCUUCCUGUGGGUGAGUGACUCCCUUUUCCUAACAGUCCAAAAGAGCUACUACCUUUUACGAUUAAAAAAAAAUGAAAAAAUUACUCUCUAUAGCCAUGAGUAUGAACAGACAUAUAAAUACAUAACCCUAAUUAACGUGAAUGAAAUAUUUAUCGUAUGUGAUAUGAACGUUGGAGUUUUCUACGAUGUUGACACAACCAUGCCAUCUAGGAAAAACACAAUUACCUUGGUGGAUAAUGUAAGAAAACUUAUCUCCUUUCGUUUCUUUCUGUGCUCUCUGAACUCCAAAGGGGUAAUCAAUUUUUACAAUGUAAAUAAUCAACAGCAUGUCCAAACGAUCUGCAUGGAUGAAUACGUAGAUGCCAUUGUGAAUUAUGGUGAUGUAUGCAGUUCAAUCAUAUGUUCCAUGGUGCUUCUGGAUCAGGAGGGGCAUGACGGGGAGGGGGGUUACCUCGAGGGAGACUACUCCCCAGGAGAACACCCCAAUGAUCGCGCUCGCUAUGAGUUGGACUUGGAUGCAACACUCACAAACGUACACCAACGGAAUCAUCAUAAUCACCAACAUGAUGGUCCCCUUUGUAAUUCCUCCCCAGUGGAUUCAACAAAAUUUACGAACCAAAGAGGCAACCCGAGCGCAGAAAACAACUACAUCUACUUCUUCAAUAAGAGCUCCAUCCAGGUGGUCAGGUGUCAGGAGUUAUUUGAAUAUCUUCCUAAGUGUAUCCAACAGAACAGAAUAGACAAAGGAUUCCAACUCAUAGACAACUACCUUUUCGAUAAUGAUGUGGAAAGAAUCAACACUCUCAAUGAAUACACUAAAGCAUGUGCAUAUUAUCUCUUCUCCAAAGCCAACUUUGCGCUAGCGUUUGUGCACUUUCAACGGGUCGACGUGAAUUUUCUUUUCCUGUUAUCCUUUUGGGAAAUGUAUCUCUCCAACAGAGGUGAUGCAGAACACGAUAACGUGGAAUGUUCUACUCCAAAAAAUGAACCACAGGAGGUGAUCAGUAAACCUUUCAAAUUUUGCGUACCCCACCUAUGUAGUGUGGAAGAAAUAAUUGACAGAACUUUAUCCUCACAGAGGAAUAAUGAUGAGGGGAAGAUGGAAAGUUUCUCAGAAAGAAUUAUGAGGGAGUCAGCGGAGGAAAAGGAAGAAGAGAAAAAAAAACUUUUAAAAAUAGCGAACAAUUGUUUAGUUAAAUACUUGGUGAUGAAAAGAAAGGAAUUUGUUCUGGAGGAGGGCGGAAUGAUGGGUAUGUACGAAGAGGAGCACACUGUUACAGAGAUGAAUGCACAAGCGCAAGGGUGUGACAUGGAAAUGCAAUCAAGCGAUGGUGCAACAACCCAGAUUGGGAAAAGGAAAAACCUACUCCGAUGUAUAGACAAUUUACUAAUCAAACUGAUGGUAAUUAAUGAAUGGCCUGGAUUCUCCGACUUCCUCAUGAAUACGCAAAACUUGCACAUAGACAUGGAUGAGUGCAUUCGAUUUUUAAAGAAACAUUCAAAGUUCGUGGAGACAGCGCUGAUGUACAUACGCAUGAAGCGCUUUGAGGAGGCCAUCCAUAUGUGUGCCACGUUUCUAUGCGUCUACAAUAGAUGGCUCCACGCGGGGGAAGACCAACAAACGGGUGACCACCCAUUGUACACGCAUAGAAACACCGACCAACUGGAUGAGGAAUGGACAAGCUUUUUCCAGAAACAGAAAUUUACAAAAAAUGUAAUUAAAGGAACAGCCUUGCAUUCACUGUUAAAAGAAAUGUACAACAUCCUUAUUGUAUUGAACGAUAGUAUACAUAUGAUGGAUGUAGAGAAAUGUGAAAUUAAAGAAUUGUUUGAAAAUGCCUUCCCUUUUCUUAUAAGAUUUAACGAAAGCGCAUUUUUUCACUUUAUUGCUUCCAGAAACUUUCUUUUAAAACCAGAAGAGAUUCUUAACAUGUUCAAAAAAAUGGAAAGGGAUAAAUUAAAUAUGAAAGAGAAAAAAUACAUGCAAAAAUAUAUUACUACUUUUUUAAAAUAUGAUAAAAUGAAUAAAGAGGUAAAUACUGGUUUAGUUGAAUUUUACCUGAACGAUGUGGAAAUGCCUGAACAAGUCAGGCAAAAAAAGAUUUUACGAUUUUUACGAUCUAGCUAUCCUUUGGAUGUCACCCACUUGGCUCGGGUGGUACCUGAGGGGCAGUUCCCACUUGUGCAGGCGCUGCUCUUUGGUCGGAUGGAUCUCCACUACGAUAGCUUAGUCAUCCUAACCCAAGAGAACCUGUGCAUAUGCGAGAAGUACUGUCUCUACCACAGCCUCCUCUUCAAGGACGCCGCUAAGAGGAUGAGCAAGGAGGAUCACGACAAGCUUUUUGCAAGUUUAUACCAUAAUGAGAAGGAGGUCUACCAAGGUUUAUAUGGUCAAAUGAGGAAGAUAGCAGAGGAGCAGGAGGGAUAUAAUGACAGGUACCAGAAGAAUAAGCAGACCCGCAUAAACAGAGGCAGCCAGGAUAAAACAACAAAGAAGAAAAAACUAAAUGACCCAUUCAUCAGUGAUAUGAUGAGGAACUAUCACAAGCAGGUCUACUUGGGCAUGGAAAAGGGAGUACUAGCCAAACUGGAGAACCAAAGGAGAGGAGGAAAACACAGGAACAACCAAUUCGAUAGCGAGAAGGAUGAAGGGACAUCCAGCGAAAAAGGCGAAUAUGUCUUUAUGUUGAAUUUGAUGGAGAGAGAAAGGGAAGAUUCAAGUGAUGAUCAUGUAAGUGAAGUUUAUUACGAUGAUGGGGAUGAUAACUUUGUGAAAGAUAUUGACAGUAACCACAAUUUGUCGUCCAAUUCAUGGACCGACGUGAGCACUGGCUCUGGUAUGAGCACCGACUCAGAAGGGAGAACCUCCUCUGAUGGGAAAAUUUCCUCUAGUGUUGAUGAUGAUGUGAUGCGAAAAAAACAGAAAGGGAAGAAGCCCUCUGGUGGAAGUUCGGAUUGGAAUAGGAAAAACAGAGGGGGUGCUCCAAGUAGGAGGUCCUCCAAAAAAAAGGGGAAAAACACCAACAAAAGGAGCAAAAUGAGGAAAGAAGACGAAGCAAAAAAAAAAGAGGAACCAUUCGGCAGUAGGAAGCAUAGGAAUUUCGAUGUAGACAUGUUGGACUACUUCGACGUGUACCGAAGCGGAAAGAAUAAAUCCUGUGGUUUUUUCUUCCUCCUUGUGAAGGUAUGCCUGGACAAAUAUAAUGACCCAAACCUUGAUGAGCAAAACAAGAAAACCUACAAGGAAUACGUAAUCCAUAUACUCAACAAAUAUGCUUAUCAUGGCGACUUUGAAAACGCAUAUAUUCUUGAAAUUAUUCCAAGGGAUUGGUCCCUGUCGGAGGUGCUUCACUUUCUCAGCUUAAAGUUAAAGAAGAAGACCAACCGGUACAUGGACCUUCACCACUACCACAAUUUAAUCAAGGCGAACUACUUGAGUGCGUCGUACGAGCUCAUUGAGGAGAAGGAACAGCGACUCCUCGUCAAGGAUAAACUAAUCUGCCAGGUGUGCAAAGGCCCCAUAGCGGAGAAACGUUUCGCUUACUUUUCAGCCAAAGUGGUUACCCACAUGCAGUGUUUGGAGAAGUACGAGGAGGAAGUUUAUCGAUGA